Drosophila innubila is the source of this 2602-nucleotide messenger RNA. RefSeq names its product protein suppressor of forked (gene su(f)). Gene Ontology annotation, biological process: mRNA 3'-end processing. The transcript has 9 exons. Gene Ontology annotation, molecular function: protein binding; mRNA binding. The record is from RefSeq and is a predicted model, not a curated record. Gene Ontology annotation, cellular component: nucleus. Lineage: Eukaryota; Metazoa; Arthropoda; Insecta; Diptera; Drosophilidae. The coding region runs from base 238 to 2445 and encodes 735 amino acids.
GUUUUGCAGCUUACAACACUGCUUAUGUUUUCGGAAGCCGCAUUUUAUUUAUUGUAGAUAAAAUUGUCAUAUUGCUUGCUGUAAAUGAAAUAUGAAAUAUUGAAUUAAUACUGUGACUUUAACAAACAAUUGUGCUACAGUGUGUGGUGCAAUUAAUAAGCAACUGCUGAAGCAAUUUAAUUUAUUUACUUUGACGUCGACAACAUUGCCGGCAACAACAACAACAACAAAAACGCAAUGACUUCUGCACGGGAUCUAAUUAAAAUUGAUAUAGAAUGGGGCAUGGAACGCUUGGUGCGUGCCCAACAGGUCGUCGAGCUGCGUCCCUAUGACAUUGAAUCCUGGUCGGUGAUGCUUCGCGAGGCGCAAACACGUCCAAUUCACGAGGUGCGCAGUCUUUACGAGUCCCUGGUGAAUGUAUUUCCCACCACGGCACGUUAUUGGAAGCUCUACAUCGAAAUGGAGAUGCGUAGUCGUUACUAUGAGCGUGUGGAGAAGCUCUUUCAGCGUUGUCUGGUCAAGAUACUCAACAUAGAUCUGUGGAAGCUAUACUUGACCUAUGUGAAGGAGACCAAAGCUGGUCUCAGCACACACAAAGAGAAGAUGGCACAGGCUUAUGAUUUUGCGCUGGAAAAGAUUGGCAUGGAUUUGCAUUCGUUUAGCAUUUGGCAGGAUUACAUAUAUUUCUUGCGCGGCGUCGAGGCGGUGGGCAACUAUGCGGAGAAUCAAAAGAUCACCGCCGUGCGACGUGUCUACCAAAAGGCGGUGGUUACGCCCAUUGUGGGCAUUGAGCAACUGUGGAAGGAUUACAUUGCCUUUGAGCAGAACAUAAAUCCCAUCAUAUCGGAGAAAAUGAGUCUAGAGCGUUCCAAGGAUUAUAUGAACGCACGUCGUGUGGCCAAGGAGCUGGAGUAUCAUACCAAGGGUCUUAAUCGUAAUUUGCCCGCUGUGCCGCCCACAUUGACCAAAGAGGAGACCAAACAAGUGGAGCUAUGGAAACGUUUCAUAACCUACGAGAAAUCGAAUCCAUUGCGCACCGAGGACACAGCUCUAGUCACCAGACGUGUCAUGUUUGCCACAGAGCAGUGUCUGCUGGUUUUAACCCAUCAUCCGGCCGUGUGGCAUCAGGCAUCACAAUUCCUGGACACCAGCGCACGCGCUCUCACCGAGAAAGGCGAUGUGCAAGCUGCCAAAAUCUUUGCGGAUGAAUGUGCCAACAUCUUGGAGCGCUCCAUUAAUGGUGUGCUGAAUCGCAAUGCGCUUCUCUACUUUGCCUAUGCGGACUUUGAGGAGGGUCGUCUCAAGUACGAGAAGGUCCACUCCAUGUAUAACAAGCUGCUUACGCUGCCUGACAUUGAUCCCACACUGGUCUAUGUGCAGUAUAUGAAGUUCGCCCGUCGUGCGGAGGGCAUUAAAUCGGCUCGUGGCAUUUUUAAGAAGGCUCGUGAGGAUGUACGUUCCCGUUAUCACAUCUUUGUGGCGGCCGCUUUAAUGGAGUACUACUGUUCCAAGGACAAGGAAAUUGCAUUCCGCAUCUUUGAGCUCGGCUUAAAACGUUUCGGCGGCAGUCCCGAAUAUGUCAUGUGCUACAUUGAUUAUCUCUCACAUCUCAACGAGGAUAACAAUACCCGUGUGCUAUUCGAGCGUGUCUUGAGCUCGGGAGGAUUAUCUCCGCAUAAGAGCGUGGAGGUCUGGAAUCGUUUUCUUGAGUUCGAGUCCAAUAUUGGUGAUUUGUCCAGCAUUGUGAAAGUGGAGCGACGAAGGAGUGCAAUCUUUGAAAAUCUUAAAGAGUACGAAGGCAAGGAAACUGCACAGCUUGUGGAUCGCUACAAGUUUCUGGAUCUAUAUCCCUGCACGAGCACCGAACUCAAGUCCAUUGGCUAUGCAGAGAAUGUGGGCAUUAUAUUGAACAAGGUGAGCGGUGCCACAAGCGGGGCGAAUAGUCAUCACAAUGAUGCCGAGACUGAUGGUGAGGCAACGCAACCGUUGCCACGUCCGGACUUUACACAGAUGAUUCCGUUCAAGCCACGUUCCUGUGCACAUCCCGGUGCACAUCCGUUGGCUGGCGGUGUUUUCCCACAACCACCAGCAUUGGCAGCACUUUGUGCCGCUUUGCCACCGCCCAAUAGCUUCCGUGGUCCAUUCGUAAGCGUCGAGCUGCUCUUCGAUAUCUUUAUGCGUCUCAAUCUGCCCGAAUCUGCUCCCCAGCCGAAUGGUGACAAUGAUUUGACGCCAAAGAUCUUUGAUCUGGCCAAGUCCGUGCAUUGGAUUGUGGACACGAGCACGUAUACGGGCGUACAGCAUAGCGUUACGGCAAUGCCACCGCGUAGACGACGCCUCCUUCCUGGUGGCGAUGACAGCGAUGAUGAACUACAGACUACAGCGCCGCCCACCAACGAUAUUUAUCGACUGCGACAGCUUAAGCGAUUUGCCAAGUCCAAUUAAACUGGCGCCUUCCAAACGAUUUUAUAGUAAUUUCCCAUUGUUUUUUGUCUCCCCACAAAAGUUUCCCAACAAUUAAACAGUCUCUUUUAAAACCAAUUAUACAACAACAUCGUUUACAACUAGAAGCAAAAAAUAUACAUACAUUAAAGAUAAAGAA